Messenger RNA from Catharus ustulatus (Swainson's thrush), 2910 nucleotides. RefSeq names its product pleckstrin homology domain-containing family A member 1. Gene Ontology annotation, cellular component: membrane; cytoplasm. Gene Ontology annotation, molecular function: PDZ domain binding. The transcript has 13 exons. Bases 143 to 1453 code for a protein of 436 amino acids. The record is from RefSeq and is a predicted model, not a curated record. NCBI's taxonomy places the organism in Eukaryota, Metazoa, Chordata, Aves, Passeriformes, Turdidae.
GUGCGGACGGAGGCGGCGGCGGGACCAGCCCGUUCCCGGUGCGGGGCUCGGGAGCGGCUCCGGGAGCGGGCCCGGGGAGCGCCCGGCUCUCCUCACGGCGCUCCCGCACUGCCACCACUCCAUGUGAUGUCCAGGGUCAGAAAUGCCUUAUGUGGAUCGCCAGAAUCGCAUCUGUGGUUUCCUAGACAUUGAGGAAAAUGAGAAUAGUGGGAAAUUCCUGCGGCGGUACUUCAUCCUGGACACACGGGAGGACAGCCUGGUGUGGUACAUGGAUAACCCACAGAAUCUUCCCUCUGGAUCUCCACCUGUUGGGGUCAUUAAACUUACCUAUAUUUCAAAGGUUAGCGAUGCAACUAAGCUGAGGCCAAAGGCAGAGUUCUGUUUUGUUAUGAAUGCAGGGAUGAGAAAAUACUUUCUACAAGCCAAUGAUCAGCAGGACCUAGUUGAAUGGGUAAAUGUUCUGAACAAAGCUACCAAAAUCACAGUACCAAAGCAGUCUGAUCCUCUCUGCCAAAUGGAUAAUGCAAAUCGUCAAGCUGAGAGCCCAGGUGGAAAGAAGCAAGUUUCUUACAGGACAGAAAUUGUUGGUGGUGUUCCCAUCAUUACACCCACUCAGAAAGAAGAAGUCAGUGAGGGCAGUGAAGGGGCUGACAGGAAUUAUUUGAAGCGGUCACAAAGCCACCUUCCUUAUUUUGCUGCUAAGCAUCCCCCAGAUAAUGCCAUUAUCAAAGCUGGCUACUGUGUCAAACAAGGAGCAGUGAUGAAGAACUGGAAGAGAAGAUACUUUCAAUUAGAUGAAAACACAAUAGGAUAUUUCAAAUCUGAACUGGAAAAGGAACCUCUCAGGGUUAUACCACUUAAGGAGGUCCAUAAAGUUCAGGAAUGCAAGCAGAGUGACAUAAUGAUGAGAGACAAUCUCUUUGAAAUUGUAACAACUUCUCGAACCUUUUAUGUGCAGGCAGACAGCCCUGAGGACAUGCACAGCUGGAUCAAGGCCAUUUCUGGAGCCAUCGUGGCCCAGCGGGGACCGGGCAGAUCGGCAGCUUCCGUGACUCUAAUCUUAGCUUUGCACUGUGUUCCAGAUGCGGCAGGCCAGAAGGCUGUCGAAUCCUUGUAUACAGAGGAGCAUCCCGAGCCUUCUCCCGAACCCGGCCAUGCUGUCCGUGCUGCCGGCCCAGGCGCAGGCAGCUCACAUUCCACAGCCCCUCACAGCAGCCCUGUGGUCCCAGCCCCUCACCCCAAACCCCCUGCCUUGGAGAAGCGAGGAUUUCACGAGUCUUUUACCAAGGCCAAACCAAGGAGCUACAAGAUCCAGGCUGUCGCUCCAAGAGAAUCAACUUCCAAAGUGACUGAGCGGGGCCCCUGGGAACCCCGCAGCAAAAAUGGCACUCAGGAACAGGAUCCUGGCCUUGUGGAUCUGGAUGAUGCAAGCCUUCCAGUCAGUGAUGUGUAGGGAUGGAAGUGUUUGGAGAAUGAUCCAUUUGUUCGGUCCUUUAAUUUCCUUGCUCGGACUUUGAACCAAAGAAAAUUCCAGGAAAUGAGAACAAGAAAAAAAAAAAAAAAAAGCAAACCAACUGGAGCACUGCUGUUAUAUAUAUGUGUGUGUGUGUGUUCCUGUGCACACAUGGGUAUAUAUAAUGUGUUUGUGUGUUGCCUUUCAGCUGAGGGUCAGAGAUGGACCUUAGGCAUUUUCUCAAAGCCUGAUAGUAAAUCACUUACUAGGGAGGGGCCAAACUGCACAGUUUAGGAAAAAAAAAAACCCAACCCAAAAUGCAUUUGAAAAAAAAAGUACUUCUGCAAGUAAGCAAGGUACCAGCAACUUCUAAUUCCUAAUCUGGCAGGUUUACUAAAUUUACAACUAAUGCUCUAUUUUGGAGAACUCGUUGCCAACAAAUGUGAUUAUUUAAUUUCAUCUUAAACUACAGUAAGAUUUUAGGCAUGUAUGAGAACAUUUUCUCUCCGUGACUUUCAGAUACCAGGAAAUGCACAAAAUGUUUCUUCUGUUCUUUAGGAUCAACAGUGUCAACUGAUUUGUUAUCAGAACAAGAAUUCUGAACUCCCUUGGAAUUCUAGUUAUGGUGCUGUAAAAUUUCCACUAAAAUAAUAUUUUGAAUAGUCAGCCUAUUUUUGAUGCACUCCUAAAGGUGGAUUAUAACUUUUUGCACAUUUGGAUUUCCAUGGACUGCAUGUAGUGGUGUUUUGGAGGGGGGAAGAAGAGAAUUUGGACUUUGGAAUUUGGACACUUUAGAUCUUUUUAACUAAGUAGGGUUUAUGUUGUGUUACAUUAGGCUUUGCAGCAAUUAUGUUUUCUUAAAUGUUUCAAUGUUAAUUGUUUGGUUACUGUUUUGAGAAUGAUUUCCUUCCCAGUGCUUUGUGAACAGUUCUUGUUCCUGUAUUGAUCAGUGGAAGAACUCCUUUAGUUGUGUUGUUAUUGGUACUGAAACUGUUCCUAGUCCUGCAAUCGUGGCCUAUAACUUUUGGUGCACUAAGAAUCUGAAGUGCCUGUGUUUUCUCUCACAUUGUUAAAACACUUUUGGGUUAGUGAUGUACACAGACCAUUCUUACUGGGUUUGAGGGUUGGCUUGGAGUUGCUCUGGAUAGCAUAGUUUGAAACAGCUCUUUAAAACAAGGUUUAUGCCAGGGGUACCAGUGUUCUGGUGUGGCACCCACUGCUGUGCAAUAUGUGUUCUUAAAAAGUGAGUAUUUGUUGUUUGUGUGCAUUGUGUUAUGGGGCAUCAGUGAUGCCAGCGAGGAGAACCUUUACAUUUCAAGUAUUGGAUUAGAUGGUGUGUACUUUUCAUCAUUUUUGAAAAAAAAUGUUUGCUUUAAUCCCAACCCCACAAAUAUCUCAUGCUGCUGCUUACUGUGAUCCCGACUGUCCAGCUUUGUGAGACUUUUUGUCUACUGGAA